GUCACGCCAACAAUUUUUUAUCAUAACAUUCUAUACAUUUUUGAGUAUAAGAAUUAUUUGCUUGCUAGGUUUUAUUUAGUUAAAAUCUUUGUACACGAAUUGUUUUACUUUUAUUUGAAAGUAUUAAAAUGAAUACUAAGCACAUCAUUUUAUUUUGUUUAACGUUAUAUUAUAUUCCAAAAGUCAUUUCUUAUGAUGCAUUUGUUGUGGAAAUUAUGAAACGGUUUGACGAAUUAAAGAAAGAAAAUGAAGAGUAUGUUACUUUCGCUGGACUAAGAAAAAUAUAUGAAUUUCAUGAGAUGGAUCAACUCGAGUACGUGUUGGAUAAUUACGGAGUCGAGAUCACUGGUGAAAACGGUUAUCGUGAAAGAAGAGUGUAUUAUGAUAAAUUUCAAAAGGCUAUGAGGGAAGGCCUCAUUCAUAAAUAUAAAAUAGAUGAUAUGACAAGAUAUUUUUUUGGUACCCGCGAUUAUAACGCACCAAGAGGCUAUAUUAAUCGCCGUGAUUUGGUUCGUCUUCAUUAUCCAACGUAUAUGACUGAAACACAAAUUGAUUUUGUUAUGACUACCUACGGACACGAUGGCCCUGAUGGACGCCGAUUAAGUUUUCACGGAUAUAGAAGGGCAAUUAACACUUUAAGUAUUCCAUAUUGGUUGUGAUGCAAAUACGUCCAGGCAGUAGUGGAUAAAAUUUAAGAAUAAUAAAAAGAACGCUAAAAUGAUAAUCAUAAUUUAUAAACUAUAUUUAAAAUAUUAACUAUUCUGCCAUCAUAUUACUAUAGAAAUUAUAAUAUGCUGUAUAAUACUUGAUUAAUCUCUGUAAUGAAACUCAAUAAUAAUAAAAAU
Molecule: messenger RNA, 845 nt
Organism: Adelges cooleyi (spruce gall adelgid)
Lineage: Eukaryota; Metazoa; Arthropoda; Insecta; Hemiptera; Adelgidae
Exons: 4
Coding region: 129-659 (176 amino acids)
Source: RefSeq, a predicted model, not a curated record